AACUUCACCCCACAGUGUCUCCAACUUGUCCCUGUUAGCGGUUCUUAAAACGAGGCUUCAUGCAGUGCAUUUUCUUUGAAGGCUUUCUAAUCAAAGCACGGCCCCACCUUAAUCACCUGUUUGCUCUGUAACAGUGAAAACAGCCCUUCCCCGUGGAGUGACAUCUUAAUGGCAGCCUUUUAUGGCCUUGAGUUUGCCACCAUUUUGCUGAGUCACUGUUCCUGGGCUCCUUUGCUGCCAAAUUUAGUAGUAUUUUAGUAGGGAAAAUGGUCGGAUGGUAAUGUGUUACGCAGAAGGCACUCACUGUUCCUUCAUGCUUCUUUUGUUAAUACUUUGAUGACAGUAUGUAACUAGGACAGCAAAGUAUAUAACUCCAUUCGAGCAACUCCACCCCUCCCUUUUUUUGCAUUCAGGUGUAUGGUUCCCCACCUCUCAUUCAAACACUGGGGAUAUUAGUAAUGUAGACAGUUUCAUGUUUCUCUAGAACAAAUCUACUUGCUGAUGAGUGUGCUUAUCGAAUGUCAACUCACUUUGUUACAAGACUUAGGAAUGUAGAUGUGUUUUCUAAAACGCCAGCCAAUAUAUUCUAAAAUAAAGGGAAUUUUGAGGUUCAUUUGCAGUUUGGGAUUAUGCUCACCUCUGCUUCCUGUUCUAGUUUACAAUAAUAAGUAAGUGGGUGAAAAAACGUCAGCAUCUAAUCAGACUUGGAGCUCAAUCCUGCUCUAUCACUUUCUAGGGUUUCUGAUCCGUAACGUGGCUGUGAUCAUUGUGAUGGAGCAAGAAAAAGAACUGUUGGUCUCAGACUGUAACAGCUUCAUGAAGAGGGAGAAUUUGAAAAUCCCCUUCACAGGAGAUGAAAGUAUGAAUAAUUUGGAAACUGUUCACCACAACAAUCCUAAGGCAGAUAAUCUUAAAGAGAAACCUUCAGAAUGGUCUAAAAGACACGGACCACAACAUUAUAAGCAUGAGGAUGCAAAAGUAAUGCCAUUGACAUGGGUUCAAGAUGAGAUUUGGUGUCAUGAUUCCUGUGAGAGUGAUGGCAAGUCAGAGAAUUGGGGAAACUCUAUAGCUAAAAAGGAGGAAAACCCCAAUCACCAGGAAUGGGACCCAGGAAAACAUACCAAUGCCUCUGUCCAGCAGAAUUCAUCCUUUGUAGACAGACCCUACAAAUGUUCCGAAUGUUGGAAAAGCUUCAAUAAUAGUUCUCACUUGCGUACUCACCAAAGGACCCACACAGGAGAAAAGCCUUAUAAAUGCUCUGAGUGUGCGAAAUGCUUUUGUAACAGUUCUCACCUGAUUCAGCAUCUAAGAAUGCACACAGGAGAGAAACCCUACCAGUGUGGUGAAUGUGGGAAAAGCUUCAGCAAUACCUCCCAUCUUAUUAUCCAUGAAAGAACUCACACGGGAGAGAAACCCUAUAAAUGCCCUGAGUGUGGGAAGAGAUUUAGCAGCAGCUCUCACCUUAUUCAGCAUCACAGAUCACAUACAGGUGAAAAACCAUAUGAAUGUUGUGUCUGUGGAAAAGGCUUCAGUCACAGUUAUGUCCUAAUAGAGCAUCAGAGGACUCACACUGGAGAAAAACCUUAUAAGUGCCCUGAUUGUGGGAAGAGUUUUAGUCAGAGUUCCAGCCUCAUACGCCACCAGCGGACACACACAGGUGAGAAGCCCUACAAAUGUCUUGAGUGUGGAAAAAGCUUUGGUUGUAAUUCUACUCUAAUAAAACAUCAGAGAAUACAUACAGGAGAAAAGCCUUAUCAAUGUCCAGAAUGUGGGAAGAAUUUUAGUCGUAGUUCAAACCUUAUUACCCACCAGAAAACGCACACAGGAGAGAAAUCCUAUGAAAGUUCUGAAUAUGAAGAAAGUUUGAAUCAGAACUGCAGUGUGAUAGAAGACUGCAGAAUCCAGUUAGGAGAGAAACCAUAUAGAUGUUGUGAAUGUGGAAAGAGUUUUGGCCUUAGCUCCCAUCUCAUUAGACACCAGAGGACACAUACAGGAGAAAAACCUUACAGAUGUUCUGAGUGCUGGAAAACUUUCAGUCAGAGUUCCACCCUGGUGAUUCACCAAAGGACACAUACAGGAGAGAAACCUUAUAAAUGUCCUGAUUGUGGUGAAUGCUUCAGUCAGAGCUUUAACCUUAUCAGGCACCGGAGGACCCACAUAGGGGAAAAACCUUACAAAUGUACCAGCUGUGAGAAAUGCUUCAGCAGAAGUGCCUACCUCAAUCAGCAUCGGAAAAUUCACGUAGAAAAGCCUUUUGAGUCUCCUGAUGUUGAGGAUUUUCCUCUUGAAUGGACUUGGAAAAACUGUUCAGGGGAAGUGCCCCUCAUCCCUUCAUUUUCAGUAUCAAAUACAUCUUCCUGAGUCCCAAAGCCUGGUGAUUGUUUUUUCUUUCUUGUUGGACCAUGACAAUUCAGCUAUUCUCUGAUUAUUGUGCUAUAAAGUUUCUUUGGUGUGUUUGUCAAAACAUUUGGAAAAAGUCAACCUCCCAGUUUAAAGGAUGGGAAAACCCCAAUCACCAGGUUAUUGGAUCUGUCCAGUGAGAGAUUCAUCCACCUAGGAUGAAGAAAGGAGGACUUUUUUGAUUUAAGGUAAGGUAGUAAUAACUUCAAAAGGACACCUACAGAGUAAUCCUGAGAGUAAGCAAAGGAAUCUGUGAGAACCUGAAGCUAGAAUUGCCACUGAAUUAUUUUCUCUUCCUUUAUUGGGUAGAUAUACAUCAUUACUGGCCUCAAGGGUUUACCCAGAGAAAGGAUCUUUUUGAGUAAAUAAUGUGAUUUCCUGGCUAUUUUGUUGGGGCUCAAGAAAGAAAAGAUUCUUUUUUUUCAUUUUUAGUCACUAAAAAUGAACUAUUACAGCAUCUAGAACUAUACUGCCCAACACCAUAGCCUCUAGCCAUAUGUAGUUAUUUGUAUUAAGAUUAAUUGAAAUUUUAAAUCCAGUUCCUCAGUCACACUAGCCACUUUCUAAGUGCUCAGUAGCUCUGUGUGACCAGUGGCUGCUGUAUUGAAUAUUAUACAAGGUUCUUUCAUUCAAGAUCAUCAUUCUUGACAGACCCAUAAAUAUUUUCUAUUAGACUGUAGAAAUGUGCUCUGAAGGGUUUGCUCUCCAGAAGGAAUUGUACUGUAGAGUAGAAUUGGGAUAGAGUUUUGAAGACACUGGGUUUAGAGAUUGGAUAUUUUAAUGAUUGUGUUCUAAUUUAUGUGCAGCCAACUGAGUUAUCUAGUGAUAUGAUCUCACUGUCUUGACCAAAGCCAGGAUAGGAGGAAGAAUUCCUGAAUUCUGUCUUAAAAUAUUUAAUGAAGAGUCUUUUCCCCAAGUUAUCCCAUUAUGUAAUUCUUGGUCAGCUCAGGAACUGCGUUCUUUUUCUAAUAAUUAGCUCACUAAUUCUGAGCUAGUGUCCAAGGACAGUUUGCCAUUAAGGAGUACUGAGACUUCUCAGCUUCAGUACUGACAGUUUUCUUUUGCCUCUUGACAUAAUUGGCAUGUGGAUCUGAUAACUGAGGCCCCAUUUUCCCUACUCCUUCAUAUGGGAAUAAUGCUUUCGAAAGUAUUAGAUAUAUCCUAUUUCCUUCCUCCCAUUUUUUCCUACUAGUGCAAUAGGUAGAUGAGUAGGAAGGUUAGGACUCCUGAGUUGCCCAUGAUUUCAUCUAAUUUUUGGAUUCAGAAUAUAUUUUAUGAAUAAUAUGCAGAGACACAUAUUAGGAAUGUGAAGCCAGAAUGGGUCCAUUGUAGCUGAUGCAAAGGGCUGUAGCUGAUGGUCAUUUAAUUGCCUGGGGAUUAUUUUAUCUUUCAUGAUUGUGGUGUACCUGAUGCUGGCAAGGCAUUUGUGUGUUUUUGUAUUGUUAUUUGAUUACAAAAAUAAAGCAAAAACU
Molecule: messenger RNA, 3872 nt
Organism: Cebus imitator (Panamanian white-faced capuchin)
Lineage: Eukaryota; Metazoa; Chordata; Mammalia; Primates; Cebidae
Gene: ZNF572
Product: zinc finger protein 572
Exons: 3
Coding region: 772-2361 (529 amino acids)
Biological process (GO): regulation of transcription by RNA polymerase II; central nervous system development
Cellular component (GO): nucleus
Molecular function (GO): DNA-binding transcription factor activity, RNA polymerase II-specific; RNA polymerase II cis-regulatory region sequence-specific DNA binding
Source: RefSeq, a predicted model, not a curated record